Telopea speciosissima is the source of this 2407-nucleotide messenger RNA. RefSeq names its product acetolactate synthase 2, chloroplastic-like. Gene Ontology annotation, cellular component: acetolactate synthase complex. Gene Ontology annotation, biological process: L-valine biosynthetic process. The record is from RefSeq and is a predicted model, not a curated record. Lineage: Eukaryota; Viridiplantae; Streptophyta; Magnoliopsida; Proteales; Proteaceae. Gene Ontology annotation, molecular function: magnesium ion binding; acetolactate synthase activity; flavin adenine dinucleotide binding. The coding region runs from base 81 to 2111 and encodes 676 amino acids. The transcript has a single exon.
UCAGAGAAGCAGAACCUCCCGCCGCCCCUAAUACCAGACUUGUUAGAAUAGAACAGAGCAGAGGAGCACGCCGUUCACCAAUGGCGUCUGCCGGAAACACUUCCCUUGCCAAGCCCACCUUCCUCCCUUCCUCUCUGAAACCAUCCAGCCACCAAAUCCUUCUCCCCAUCUUCACCAAUUAUCCGAACUCCUCUCCCUGCCGUCCUCUAGACAUCACCAACACCCUUUCAAACCCCAACCCUAAACGCCCCAUCACCACCACCACCAGCGUCACCUCCAUUUCCGCCGCAUCAGCUGCCGCAACCGCCACUGCCACUGCCGCCCCAAUCACACCACCCACCACAACCCCACCUGCCUUCAUCUCCAGAUUCGCACCUGACGAACCCCGUAAAGGUUCUGAUGUCCUCGUCGAAGCCCUUGAACGUGAAGGCGUCACCACCGUCUUUGCUUACCCAGGUGGAGCUUCAAUGGAGAUCCACCAAGCCCUCACACGCUCCUCCGUGAUCCGUAACGUUCUCCCUCGCCACGAACAAGGCGGCAUCUUUGCUGCCGAGGGUUAUGCCCGUUCCUCCGGCCUUCCCGGCGUCUGCAUCGCCACCUCUGGACCUGGCGCUACCAAUCUCGUCAGCGGCUUCGCCGAUGCCUUGCUCGAUAGUAUUCCGCUUGUGGCCAUUACAGGACAGGUACCUCGGAGAAUGAUUGGUACAGAUGCGUUCCAAGAAACCCCAAUUGUGGAGGUUACCCGAUCUAUUACCAAGCAUAAUUAUCUUGUUCUAAAUGUUGAAGAUAUUCCACGAAUUGUCCAUGAAGCUUUUUUCAUUGCUUCGUCAGGUCGGCCUGGUCCUGUUUUGAUAGAUAUCCCCAAAGAUAUACAGCAGCAGCUUGUGGUGCCCAUUUGGAAUCAGCCCUUGAAGUUGCCUGGUUACAUUUCUAGGCUGCCGAAAUCGCCGGACGAGAAGCAUUUGGAACAGAUAAUUCGAUUUAUUUCUGAGUCGAAGAAGCCUGUUUUGUAUGUUGGUGGUGGCUGUUUGAAUUCCAGCGAGGAGCUUAGGAGGUUUGUGGAGCUUACAGGUAUACCUGUGGCGAAUACUCUAAUGGGUCUUGGUGCUUAUCCCACCAGGGACGAGCUUUCGCUUCAAAUGCUUGGAAUGCAUGGUACUGUUUAUGCAAAUUAUGCUGUGGACAAAUCGGAUUUGUUGCUUGCGUUUGGAGUUCGAUUUGAUGACAGGGUUACUGGAAAAAUAGAAGCUUUUGCGAGUCGUGCUAAGAUUGUUCAUGUUGAUAUUGAUCCAGCUGAGAUUGGGAAGAACAAGCAACCUCAUCUCUCGAUCUGUGCUGACGUAAAACAGGCAUUGAGAGGAAUGAACAAGUUGUUGGAGGAGAGGCAAUCGAAGGUUAAGCUCGAUUUUUCUGCUUGGAGGAAGGAGCUUAAAGAGCAGAAAUUGAAAUUCCCACUGAAUUUUAAGACUUUUGGAGAAGCUAUUCCCCCUCAAUAUGCAAUUCAAGUGUUAGAUGAAUUGACAAAUGGGGAAGCAAUUAUAAGUACUGGAGUUGGGCAGCAUCAGAUGUGGGCUGCUCAAUGGUAUAAGUAUAAGAUGCCACGCCAGUGGCUGACAUCAGGGGGAUUAGGUGCGAUGGGUUUUGGGUUACCUGCUGCCAUUGGGGCUUCUGUUGCCAACCCUGAUAAGAUUGUUGUUGACAUUGAUGGUGAUGGAAGCUUCAUCAUGAAUGUACAGGAGCUAGCUACGAUUGCUGUUGAAAAAUUACCUAUCAAGAUAAUGCUAUUGAACAACCAACAUUUGGGAAUGGUUGUACAAUGGGAGGACCGAUUUUACAAGGCUAACAGAGCCCAUACAUAUCUUGGAAAUCCAUCAAAUGAGUCUGAGAUAUUCCCAAACAUGUUGAAGUUUGCAGAAGCUUGUGGUAUACCUGCUGCUCGUGUGACGAAGAAGAGCGAGCUUAAGGAUGCAAUUAGGAAGAUGUUGGAGACCCCUGGACCAUACUUGCUGGAUGUUAUUGUACCCCAUCAAGAGCAUGUUUUACCUAUGAUUCCGAGUGGUGGAGCAUUCAAAGAUGUGAUCACUGAGGGCGAUGGCAGAUCAACGUAUUAAUGUUCUGGUGUCUUGGCAUUGUUCAGUAGUUCCUUUGUUUAAAGUUCAAUCAUGACAGAAGAGUUUCAGCAAGUUCUCUUGGGCGGCUAAUAUUUAUUUUGCUCUCUUUUUUUCGGUAUUUGCCAUCUUUUCAUAUAUUGGAUAGUUGAGCAGUCAUAGUUUGGUUUUUUACAUUGCUGAAUUAACUGUUCUUGAUCUCUUAGCGUCUGUUUUCUAUUAUGUUUCAUCACAAAUCAAUACUUUAUGGAAUUCAAUUUGGAUGUGGAGUUCUCAAGGGGAUUCUGGAUUGCAUUUCU